AUGACUGACAGGAUGCAAGCAUUCAGACAACUGCUCAAACCUGGAACUCCAUUUUGCUGGGAUGACACUCUAGAGCGUCUUUUUCAAGAAUCAAAAGCAGUUAUUAUCAGUGAAAUAGAACACGGCGUCCAGAUAUUUGACAAGAAUAAACCAACUUGUCUUGCCACAGAUUGGUCAAAGAAUGGCAUCGGAUAUUGGCUUUUCCAAAAACAUUGCAAUUGCUCCAAAACCGUGCCAUUCUGUUGCCGAGACGGAUGGAAAAUAACUCUUGUUGGGAGCAGGUUCACUAGCGCCACCGAAUCCAGAUAUGCCCCCGUAGAAGGCGAAGAACUUGCGGUUGCUGAUGCUUUAGAAAAAGCGAGAUACUUUGUUCUCGGAUGUGACAAGCUAAUCAUCGCUGUGGAUCACAAGCCCUUAAUCAAACUUUUUGGUGACAGAUCACUAGAAGAUAUUCCUAAUUCAAGACUUCGUAACCUAAAAGAGAAAACUCUACGUUACAAAUUCACAAUGUUACACGUGCCCGGCGCCAAACAUCGUGCUGCUGAUACCGUUUCUCGUCACCCAGUUGGGAAAUCUGAUAGCAUGGUUUUAAUCGAUGAUAUUGCUUCUGUUCAUAUCUGCAACAAGAAUGAGGCGCAACAUACCAUCCAAACACAUAAUCACAAAAUCGCAGAUGAUACACUGGAAAUCCCAUUGAAAAGUAGCGAAGCUAUCUUCUACUCGACAGCAUUGUCAUCAGUCACCUCACUUCAGUGUAUAACCUGGGAUAGAAUAAGGACUGCCACAACAAGCGACGAGUACAUGUUCCAGCUCGUACAGAUGAUUGAAAGUGGCAUCCCAGAAACACGAAACGAUCUUCCAGUUCCCCUGAGAGAAUAUCAUCAGUUCCGUAACAACCUCUCCACUAUCGAUGGAGUCAUCAUAUAUAAGGACAGAAUAGUGAUACCACCUUCAUUGAGAACAGACGUGCUGACAGCGCUACACUCAGCCCACCAAGGCACUUCAUCCAUGAUGUCAAGAGCAGAAACAUCUGUGUUUUGGCCCGGCAUAUGCAACGACAUCACCAAGCUUAGAAACUCAUGCAACCAUUGCAACAGAAAUGCCCCAUCCCAACCCAGCGCCCCGCCAACUCCAUCUGUCUACCCCUUAUAUCCAUUUCAGUGUGUUUGUGCCGACUUUUUCCACUACAAAGGCGGUAAUUACCUGGUGAUUGUAGACAGAUACUCAAAUUGGCCAAUUGUUGAAAGGGCACAAGAUGGCGCAUCUGGCCUUGUUGAUUGCUUACGCCGCACAUUCGUCACAUUUGGAAUACCAGAUGAACUGUCUUCUGACGGCGGCCCGGAAUUUACAGCUUCAACAACCAGAGAUUUCCUAAAAACAUGGGGUGUGCACCACAGGCUUUCUUCUGUAGCCUUUCCUCAUAGCAAUUGUAGAGCAGAAGUUGGCGUGAAGGCUGUGAAGCGCAUGAUCACAAACAACACUGGUCCAAAUGGUGAAUUGGACACAGACUCCUUCCAGCGUGCAGUGCUGCAAUACCGUAACACUCCAGACAGGGAUACGAAAUUAUCGCCAGCAAUGUGUGUUUUUGGGCGGGCCAUUCGAGACUUCAUCCCAAUCUUACCAGGCCGCUAUAAGCCACACGAGACAUGGAGUGAUACGCUUACCCUGAGAGAAGAGGCUUUACGUAUCAGACACAUGAAGACCGCCGAACGCUUAGCUGAACAUACGAAGCGUCUGCUGCCACUAAAAGUUGGAGACCUCGUCAGGAUUCAAAACCAAACUGGACCAUAUCCGAGAAAAUGGGAUAAAACCGGAACUGUUAUAGAGGUUCACCAAUAUGACCAAUACGUCGUACGUAUCGACGGGUCGGGCAGAAUCACGCUUCGCAAUCGAAAGUUUCUACGCAAGGACAUCCCAAACUUUACACUACCGACGAGCGGAACUCCAGUGGUCCCGGCAAAUCCUUUGAAGCCCAGUCUGGACAUCAAUCCACAAGGGAUCAGUAAGCGUGCACCAGCUUCACAAGAUCUGAGUAACAGUCCACCUCCUGUGCAGGAUAGGACGUCUCAUACAGUCCAAUCUAAACCGCAAACACCCUUGGCAUUGGACGGAUCCCCACAAAUGGUUAAUCCGUCUCCCUCUCCUGCAUCGCCCAGGCUACCCCCGUCACCACAUCCUCCAACUACCUCACCUGCAACACCAGUCACACCCAGGAGGAUCGUGACAAACAGACCAGAGCAACUAUCCGUUGACCUUACCCCAAGACGUCCUAAUCGACAACGACAAGAGCCAAAAUGGCUUAGUGAUUAUGAGCAUUAA
This is a messenger RNA of Ylistrum balloti, 2319 nucleotides long. RefSeq lists its product as uncharacterized. Lineage: Eukaryota; Metazoa; Mollusca; Bivalvia; Pectinida; Pectinidae. The transcript is spliced from 2 exons. Gene Ontology annotation, molecular function: nucleic acid binding. Gene Ontology annotation, biological process: DNA integration. The record is from RefSeq and is a predicted model, not a curated record. Bases 1 to 2319 code for a protein of 772 amino acids.